Aspergillus glaucus CBS 516.65 is the source of this 740-nucleotide messenger RNA. RefSeq lists its product as uncharacterized. The record is from RefSeq and is a predicted model, not a curated record. The coding region runs from base 78 to 740 and encodes 220 amino acids. NCBI's taxonomy places the organism in Eukaryota, Fungi, Ascomycota, Eurotiomycetes, Eurotiales, Aspergillaceae. The transcript is spliced from 4 exons.
ACCAAUCCCGAUGGAUGGAUCGAUCGAGGGACGAGCGCAAGAAAAAAAAAAAAAAUAAAUAAAUACGAAGCAGGCAGAUGCAGUACGCAAGUGUCAGUCAGCGGUCAGAACAACGUCUGCAGGGACUAUGCACGACGGAAACCAAUGAGUAUGUGCAGAUGAUCUGCAGAUUUGAGCAAGCGAUGACAGUGGUUGUGAUAGCGCGCAAUCACAACGGUGGACCAGAUGACUGGGAGGAUACAGGGAACGAGGCUCGACAAAUAAACGGACGAGGAUACCAAAUAACGAGAGAAAUCUCCUGUUUUCGCAAAAGUUCACGCACACCCUUGUCGAGGAGGUAUCAAACUAGCUCGUCCAGUAGUAUAUCCGGGAUGGAGUAUGGUGUGCGUCGGGUGUAUCCGGUUGCGACGUCGUCAAGCGCGCAAAGUGACGGACAGAAAGAGUAUGCGCAAGAAUGCGGAGAUCCUCGAGAAUGGAGGGGAAGGAAGAAAACAAGCAGUGCGAACCUGCAAGAUGAUGCUAUUGCUGAUGCCGGUGCCGGUGGUGCUGCCGUAUACGGAGUAAAAACACAGGAUGCCCGCGUAUCGAGAGUAAAGGAGGGGAUGGAGGGGAAGUCAAAUCGGAGGUGCAGCAGGAGUGGUGAUAGUGGUGAGGUGGACAGUGAUGGCGGUGAUGCUGAGCUUCGGAGCCGGGAGGAUUCGGUUUCCGAUGACCAAUCAGAGAUCAGAAUUUCUAACUAG